Molecule: messenger RNA, 2892 nt
Organism: Effrenium voratum
Lineage: Eukaryota; Dinophyceae; Suessiales; Symbiodiniaceae
Source: the annotation of a GenBank genome assembly
AUGGAUGAUGGUUCCGGCAAGAUGCUGCGGAGCUGUCACUUAGAAAGAUGCCGCCCAGAACCCACGACCGUGUUCACGCCGAACUUGCCGGGCCAGGAGGAGAACAAAGAGGAUCCUCCAGCAAAGUUGCCCUUUGCGCCGAAGGCUUGCGUCCGUAUCAAGGGCUUGCAGGCGCGGCCGGAGAUGAACGGCCUGAAAGGAGUGCUUAUUGAGUGGGAUGCUCUGGAGGAACGCUGGCAGGUGCAGCUCUACGGCCCAGAGGCUGCGGCACAGGAGCUGCAGGGAGUGCACAAGAAUGUCAGGGAGGACAACCUUGAGCUUAUCGAGGGAGGCGAUGCUUCAGAGUCACAGAGCUCGGCAGAGCCCUUUGCCAAAGCGAAGGGCGAGCUGGCGCUCGGGUGCCGUGUGGUGGUGCGGCAGCUGCAGAAGCGGCCGGAACUCAACGGGAGGAGUGGGGAGAUCGUGGGCUGGGACCCGCAGGAGGAGCGGUGGCAGGUAGCGCUGGAUGAUGGAGCAGGCUUGCUUCUGAAGACCAGCAACCUGGAGCUCUGUGACACUGACGCCGUGAAGUCUGGACUUGCCGCAGGCGCACGUGUGCAGGUCAAAGGUCUGCAGGUACGACCAGAGCUGAAUGGGCUUCGGGGCAAAGUUGUGGAGUGGGACGAGGCUGAGGGCCGAUGGAAGGUGCUCAUGGAUGACGGCUCCGGCAAGAUGCUGAAAAGUGUGAACCUCGAGGUGUCAGGAGCGGAUGAGGCCGCCGCAACGCCCCAGCUCAAGCCGGGUGGCCGGGUACGGGUGGCGGGCCUGCAGGCGCGACCCGAGCUGAACGGCCUGUGCGGCACGCUGCUGGAGUGGGACACGCAAGAGGAACGCUGGAAGGUGCGCUUAGAUGAGGGCAGUGGCAAGAUGCUGCGUGAGGCCAACCUCGAGCCUCUGCAAGACAGCGAGCUUGCUCGCAUGAGCGCGCCAAGGAUUCUGCUCAGCGCUGGCAGCCGUGUACGGGUGCACAGCUUGCAGACACAGCCCUUGCUGAACGGCUGCUUGGGCACAGUGGUGGAGUGGGACGCCCAGCAGGAGCGCUGGAAGGUGCACAUGGAGGAUGGCUCGGAUAAGCUCUUCCGGCCUGCCAACAUUGAGCCACUAGGUGACGUCGGGCAGGCUCCACCUAGCCCACCGCGAGCUGCCCAAAUGCCUUUUGCCCCAGCCCCGGCGCCAGCAGCCCCACCAGCCCCAGCACCGGCAGCCCCGGCACCGGCAGCCCCGGCACCAGCAGCCCCAGCACCGGCAGCCCCAGCGCCGGAAGCCCCAGUGCCAGCGGCCCCAGCCCCAGCAGCCCCAGCAGCCCCAGCAGCCCCAGCAGCCCCAGCAGCCCCAGCAUCGCCAGCGCCAGCAACUUCAGUGUCAGCAGCCUCAGCAGAAGCUGCUUUCCAAGAACCUGUGCCAGGCUUCACUCCUUUUGCUCCUGGGAGGUUGGAGAAGGGCUGCCGAGUGAAGGUCGUAGACCUCAAAGCCCGGCCGGACCUCAACGGCCGUCUGGGAGAGAUUGUUGACUGGGACGACACCGAACAGCGCUGGAAGGUGUUGCUGGACGAUGGAGUGGGAAAGCUUCUGAAGCCAGCCAACCUGGUGCAGUGUCUCACCUUCGAGCCCGGCGCACGGGUGCGCGUGAAGGGUCUCAAGGCGAGGCCGGAGAUCAAUGGUUGCGCGGGCUCCGUGGUGGACUGGGACGAGGAUGAGUGCCGGUGGAAGGUGCACAUGGACGAUGGCAGCGGGAAGCUGCUGAAGCCGGAGAACUUGGAGCCUGAGAGCCUGCGGCCGGACAGCCCUGCUUCGUCACAAGCUGCGCGAUCUGCGCAAGCUGCCGAGGAAGAGAGGCCGACGCUGGCGCCAAAGAUGCGCGUGCAAGUCCACGGGCUGCGCAUGCAGCGCGAACUCAACGGCCAAAUGGGCACCUUAGAAGCUUGGGAUGAGGAUCAGGAACGUUGGCAGGUGGUCAUGGACGAUGGGAGCGGAAAGCUGCUGAGGCCGGACAACCUCCAGCCAACAGAUGCAGCUCCGCCUGCUGCGGCCAAAGCGGCCGCAAGCCAGCCUGCUGAAAGGCUGUCUGGGCUCUACCCGGGCUGCCGGGUGAAGCUGCAAGAUCUGCAGCAGCAGCGGCACAUCAACGGCUGCUGCGGCACCGUGCUGGGCUGGGACCGCAUGGAGCAGCGCUGGCAGGUGCGGCUGGACGAGGGCGAGGGCCGCCUGCUGCGGCCGGAGAACCUGGAGCCGCUGCCUUCGGUGGCGCCCGGCGCCCGCGCCAGGCUGCGAGGCCUGCGGUCGGCACAGGAGUUGAAUGGUCUGCUGGGCGUGGUUCGGCGCUGGGAUGCCACGGAGGAGCGCUGGCAGGUGUUGAUGGACGGCGGCCUCUCCAAAAUGAUCAGGCCGGUCAAUCUGGAACUUCUGGAUGGGACAGAGAGGAUAGAUGAAUGCAGUCAGACGCCGGCUGAGUCAUCAGAGAAGCUGCUGGAAAAGCCGCCGGAGAGGCCGCUGGACAAGUUGCCGGAGAGGCCGCUGGAAAAGCCGCCAGAGAGGCCGCUGGAAAAGCCGCCCCAGAGGCCGCUGGAGAGGCCGUUGGAGACGCCGCGAGAAAGGAAGGAGGUGAGCGAGAAGGCGGCUGAGAGGCCGACUGAGAGGCCAACGUUCGCGCUGCUUCCGGGCUGCAGAGUGCAGGUUUCGGAGCUGCGCCGUGCGGAGUUGAACGGCGCGGAGGGCGCGCUGCUGGAGUGGGUGGAGCAGAUAGAGCGCUGGAAGGUAGUGCUGGAUGAUGGGUCUUCAUUGUUGCUUCGCUCCUGCAACCUGCGAGCCUUGAACCAUGGCUGGAACUCGGCCACGGCGCAGACCUGCGAGUGA